Molecule: messenger RNA, 1779 nt
Organism: Leishmania braziliensis MHOM/BR/75/M2904
Lineage: Eukaryota; Euglenozoa; Kinetoplastea; Trypanosomatida; Trypanosomatidae
Product: putative vacuolar-type Ca2+-ATPase
Exons: 1
Coding region: 1-1779 (592 amino acids)
Biological process (GO): calcium ion transmembrane transport
Cellular component (GO): membrane; intracellular membrane-bounded organelle
Molecular function (GO): ATP hydrolysis activity; P-type calcium transporter activity; ATP binding
Source: RefSeq, a predicted model, not a curated record
AUGACGGAGGCGGACGCAUGCGACAUGAAGUCGCGGCCGCACCAGCGGACCCGCAAGGCGUGCCAGCAGCGCGGGUUCACGAUCUUCCCGUUCACGAGCGACCGGAAGCGGAUGAGCGCUGUUGUGCGGCAGGAGGACGGGACGCUGCUGCACCACGUGAAGGGCGGGUCUGACCGCAUUCUGCCGCUGUGCGACCGGUACGUGAACGAGACGGGCGACGAGGUGCCCAUGACGGACGAGGCGUGCGAGCGCAUCGCGCAGCAGGUGAAGAAGCUGGCGGACAUGGGGAACCGGACCAUCGGUGUCGCGUACGCGGUGCUUAGCGGCACCGAGCUUCCCGAGGAUGAGCCGACCGAGGCGCUGGUGUGGCUGUCCCUGCUCGGCAUCCAGGACCCGCUGCGGCCGGAGGUGGCGGAUGCCGUGAUGAAGUGCCAGGCGGCCGGCGUGACGGUGCGCAUGUGCACCGGCGACAAUAUCGAUACGGCCGUGGCUAUCUCGCGCCAAUGCGGCAUCUUCAACCCAUACUACGGCGAUCUUGCGAUGACUGGCCAGGACUUCCGCAAUCUUGUGUACGACGCGUACGGCGACGACGAGCGCAUGGCGAAGUUCUGGCCCGUGCUGGACCACAUGACGGUGAUGGCGCGCUCGCAGCCGCUGGACAAGCAGCUUCUUGUGCUGAUGCUGAUGACGCGCGGCGAGGUUGUUGCCGUGACUGGCGACGGCACGAACGAUGCGCCUGCGCUGCGUCUUGCGAACGUUGGCUUUGUGAUGCGGAGCGGGACGGACAUCGCGGUGAAGUCUGCGGACAUUGUGCUGCUGGACGACAACUUCCGCUCUGUGCAGCGCGCUGUUGUGUGGGGCCGGUGCGUGAACGACAACAUCCGGAAGUUCCUGCAGCUGCAGCUGACGGUGAACUACGUGUCCGUGGCGCUGACGUUCAUCGGGUCGCUCAUGGCGGGUGGCCGCUCCUCGCCGCUGACAACGGUGCAGCUACUGUGGGUGAACCUGAUCAUGGACACGCUGGCUGCCUUGGCGCUUGCGACGGAGGAGCCGAGCGAGGAGUGUCUGAAGCGGCAGCCCAUUCACCGCAAGGCGCCGCUGGUGUCGCGCCGCAUGCACGUGACCAUUUUUAUGGCAGCAGCGUACAUGUUGGGCCUUACGCUCAGCAUGCAGGCGUACGGCAAUGUGUUAUUCAAGGCAGGUCCACUCGGCGGCAUUGAGCACAGCACGAUCGUCUUCAAUGUGUUUGUGUUGAGCACGUUGUUUCACAUGUUCAACUGCCGCAAGCUGUACGAGGAGUUUAACGUGCUGGAGGGCCUGUUGUCUCGCUCACCCCUCUUCAUUGGUGUCAUUACGUUCUGCUUCGCCUUUCAGGUGGUGGCCGUGGAAGUGUUCGGUGACUUUAUGAAGGUCACGUCACUGCGAUCGGAGGAGUGGCUCGGCUGCGUGAUCGUCGCCAUUGGUGUCCUCGUCGUGGGCUUUAUAUCUCGUUUAAUUCCUGUUUGCGAGCCCUCCUUCGAGAAGACGUUUGAUGGAAGUAUGCUCGAUGAGGACGCCAAGGCGGUACUGGCAAGGGUCGACAACGCCGUUACCAAGGCGCAGGCGACGACUGAGGAGUACAAGGAGGGUAUCUACCUCGAUAAGGCGCGUAGGCUUCGUGCGCGUGCGCUGUGGAAUGAGGCGCGCCACCACCAUCUCCACGUGAGCCGCAUCGUCAACGCGUUCCGUCGCACAAGGGUGGAUAGAUUGGAGGAGGGGAGGCACUUAGGCGUCAUUUAA